Messenger RNA from Lemur catta (Ring-tailed lemur), 887 nucleotides. Its product is annotated as dehydrogenase/reductase SDR family member 2, mitochondrial-like. The transcript is spliced from 7 exons. Gene Ontology annotation, molecular function: carbonyl reductase (NADPH) activity. The coding region runs from base 39 to 887 and encodes 282 amino acids. NCBI's taxonomy places the organism in Eukaryota, Metazoa, Chordata, Mammalia, Primates, Lemuridae. The record is from RefSeq and is a predicted model, not a curated record.
CCAGGGCUGAUUCAGCAGGAAGCUGCCUAGGCACCACCAUGCUCCGAGCAGCGGCCUGGGUCCACUGGGGCCUGUUUCAUCCCUGCACUGGGCUCUCGGUGAGGAUGGCCAGCAGUGGGAUAGCCCAGAAGGGCGUCCUGGCCAACCGGGUAGCCGUGGUCACUGGGUCCACUGAUGGGAUCGGCUUGGCCAUCGCCCGGCGCCUGGCCCAGGACGGGGCCCACGUGGUGGUCAGCAGCCGGAAGCAGCAGAACGUGGACCGGGCUGUGGCCGCGCUGCAGGGGGAGGGGCUGAGUGUGACGGGCACCGUGUGCCACGUGGGGAAGGCGGAGGACCGGGAGCGGCUGGUGGCCAAGGCCGUGGAGCACUGUGGGAGUGUCGACUUCCUGGUGUGCAAUGCAGGUGUCAACCCUCCGGUGGGGAGCACCCUGGGGGCCAGUGAGCAGGUCUGGGACAAGAUCCUGGAUGUGAACCUGAAGGCCCCAGCCCUGCUCCUGAGCCAGCUGCUGCCCCACAUGGAGAAUAGGAGGGGUGCUGUCAUCCUGAUCUCUUCCAUUGCAGCUUAUAUGCCACAUGUGGAACUGGGCGCCUACAAUGUAAGCAAAACAGCCCUGCUGGGCCUCACCAGGACGCUGGCGUUGGAGCUGGCCCCCAGGGACAUCCGGGUGAACUGCCUGGUUCCAGGAGUUAUUGAGACUGACUUUAGCAAAGUGGUGAGGACUGGGCAGCAGAAUCAGAGUACAAGAAGACUGACGCUGUGCCCUCUCCCACCCAGGAUUGGGCAGCCCGAGGACUGUGCAGGACUCGUGUCCUUCCUGUGCUCUCCAGAGGCCAGCUACAUCUCCGGGGAGAACAUCGUGGUGGCCGGCUUCUCCCCUCGUCUAUGA